CGGUACUGUCAGCCUCAUGCAUGAUGUGACGGCAGGAAAACUCACAAGAGGAAGCAUGGGAUCCAACCUGACUUCACCUUGACUUCACCUUAUUGUCUGUGGACCAACCUGGAUCAUCAAACACAUUCAGGUCCAACAUGAUGCGGGUUUGGAGGAGCAGCGUUGCCCCGGCAGAGUCUGGAAUCAACAGUGUGACGACAGACGACAAUAUGAGGAAGAGGAGCAGUUUUGCUCAAAACACGAACAACUCCAACAACAAUGACGGCAAAAAAGAUGACAAGAAGGAUGAACCGAAGAAGGACAACAAGGAUGACAAGAAAGACGAUAAAAAAGACGACAAGAAAGACGAUAAAAAAGAUGAAAAGAAAGACGAUAAAAAAGAUGAAAAGAAAGACGAUAAAAAAGAUGAAAAGAAGGACGAUAAAAAAGAUGAUAAAAAAGACGAUAAAAAGGAUGAUAAAAAAGACGACAAAAAGGAAGAACCUAAAGAGGUGUGGAUCAUGGACCCAGCCACAGAUCUGUACUACUACUGGCUCUGCACCAUCUCCAUCCCAGUUUUCUACAACCUCAUGCUGCUCGUGGCCAGGGCUUGUUUCAAUGAACUCCAGUCCCAAAAUUCCACAAUGUGGAUGGUUUUGGAUUAUAUCUCAGACACCCUCUACUUUAUGGACACCUUUGUACGAGCUCGGACAGGUUUUCUGGAGCAAGGUUUGCUGGUGAGGGACGAGAAGAUCCUGAAAGAAAAGUACAUGAAGACGCGACAGUUCAGAUUAGACGUUAUAUCCCUAAUUCCCACAGAUAUCGUGUUCCUGAAAAUCGGAGUAAAUAAUCCAGAGUGGAGGUUCAACCGCCUGUUUAGGUUGGCCAGACUUUUCGAGUUUUUUGACAGGACUGAAACUCGCACCAACUUCCCCAACAUCUUCAGAAUUGCUAAUCUUGUGCUUUACAUCAUCAUCAUCAUCCACUGGAAUGCUUGUCUCUACUUCGCCAUAUCCAAAGUGCUGGGUUUUGGUUCCGAUACUUGGGUUUAUCCAGCCCUGAGUAACCCCGAGUACGCCCGUCUGGCUCGACAGUACAUCUACUGCUUCUACUGGUCGACGCUGACCCUCACAACAAUCGGAGAAACGCCACCGCCGGUCCGAGACAUUGAGUAUUUCUUUGUGGUCGUCGACUUCCUUACUGGCGUCCUCAUCUUCGCUACCAUCGUCGGUAACGUUGGUGCGAUGAUUUCCAACAUGAACGCUGCUCGUGUGGAGUUCCAGGCCAAGAUCGACUCCAUCAAACAGUACAUGCAUUUUCGGAAGGUGACCAAAGACCUGGAGGCGAGGGUGGUCAAGUGGUUCGACUACCUCUGGACGGAAGAGAAAACCUGCGACGAGAAGCAGGUCCUGAAAAACCUCCCGGACAAGCUUAAAGCCGAGAUCGCCAUCAACGUCCACCUGGAGACGCUCCAGAAAGUCCGCAUCUUCCAAGACUGUGAGGCUGGAUUGCUCGUCGAGUUGGUGCUUAAACUUCAGCCUCAAGUUUUCAGUCCUGGGGAUUAUAUUUGUAAGAAGGGCGAUAUUGGAAGGGAGAUGUAUAUAAUCAAAGAGGGGAAGCUAGCUGUGGUCGCAGAUGAUGGGGUGACGCAGUUCGUCGUCCUCAGCGAUGGAGCGUACUUCGGGGAAAUCAGCAUCCUCGGGAUCAAAGGCAGCAAAGCGGGAAACCGAAGAACAGCCAAUAUCCGAAGCGUCGGAUACUCAGACUUAUUCGCCUUGUCCAAAGAUGACCUAAUGGAAGCGCUUAUCGAGUAUCCUGAUGCGAAAUACGCCCUGGAGGAGAAAGGAAGAGCGAUCCUGAUGAAAGACAACCUCAUUGACGAAUCGCUGGUCGCCGCCGCAGACGCCAAAGACAUGGAAAACAAAGUCAGUCAGAUCGAGACCAGUUUAGAUGUCAUGACCCUCAAAUUACGCAAACUGUCGGAGCAGUACGAAUCAUCUCAACGGAAACUCAAGCAACGGCUCACCAACAUGUCCAACCAGGUCCGGACUCUCAGAUAAACGACAAAAACUGCGUCCAUGAAACAUCAACAGCUGCAAAAUGGACUGAAAUCUGAGAGUUAAACCAAAAAAUCUAGUUAUCAUAUCUGCACAUGUAGAUAAAUAAACUGUAUUAACGUCUCAAUUUAUGUAUUUUGUUCUUUGUAGCUUCUUAACCCUUUCAUUCAUGACAUUACUGCAGUGGACAGUUAUUCAGUCUUUAAUUAAAGCUACAUUAUUUGUA
Molecule: messenger RNA, 2262 nt
Organism: Sphaeramia orbicularis (orbiculate cardinalfish)
Lineage: Eukaryota; Metazoa; Chordata; Actinopteri; Kurtiformes; Apogonidae
Product: cyclic nucleotide-gated channel cone photoreceptor subunit alpha-like
Exons: 7
Coding region: 138-2039 (633 amino acids)
Biological process (GO): monoatomic cation transmembrane transport
Cellular component (GO): plasma membrane; intracellular cyclic nucleotide activated cation channel complex
Molecular function (GO): protein-containing complex binding; intracellularly cGMP-activated cation channel activity; intracellularly cAMP-activated cation channel activity
Source: RefSeq, a predicted model, not a curated record